AUGAUUAAACAACAGCAACCACAACAACUUAAGGCACAAAACACCCAGGUCCUUCAGACCAUUACAUACGCCAUAUAUGCAUAUAAUUCAAAGACGGCAGAACAAACGCAAAGGUUGAAAUAUGGAGAUUUGGAGAUAGUAUUGAAAAAUGAACAUUUCGAAUUCGUUUGCAAAGGCGGUGCAGUGAUAUCAAAUAUAAAAGAAAUUUUAUUUAUGAAUUCUAAAAUUAAAGGUAUAACGGAUGAUAUAACAUCAAUUCCACCAGAAGAACAGAGAUAUUACGCAUUAAAUGCAUUUCCUAAAGUUUUGAAGAUUGGAAGAUUUAAUUUAAAUGAGGAAUUCAUAGAAGGUUUCCUAAAUGACAUAAUGAAGAAGGUGGAUAAGGAAUAUGUGGAUAGUGAGUUAAAUAAGAAGGCAAAUUUGGUUUAUGUUGAUGAAAAAGAUAAUGAAAUUAAAGAAAAGGUUGAAUGGUAUCAUGAGUGGACAUCGGAGACUUUUAAAGUUAAAGCUGAUACAGAAUGGGUUUCAGGAUGUUUAGACCUUAAGGCGGAUAAAACAUAUGUGGAUGAAAAUUAUGCAAAGAAGUCGGAAGUAAAUGAUGUGAUUACAAGCAUGAAAAAUGAAAUUCUUCAAACAUUAUAUCCUGUUGGUUCUAUUUAUACGUCAAUGAACUCAACAAAUCCAGAAACAGUUUUAGGUUUUGGUACGUGGAAGCAGAUUGUAGAUAAAUUCUUAUACUGUGCUAGAUAUUCAAAGCAAACAGGAGGUUCGAAGAAAAUUAAAGAAGCAAACCUUCCACCGCACACUCAUACAGGAACUACAAACACAACAG
Messenger RNA from Trichomonas vaginalis G3, 832 nucleotides. RefSeq names its product keratin-associated protein family. The annotation marks the transcript as partial. The transcript has a single exon. NCBI's taxonomy places the organism in Eukaryota, Parabasalia, Trichomonadida, Trichomonadidae. The record is from RefSeq and is a predicted model, not a curated record.